This is a messenger RNA of Tilletiopsis washingtonensis, 303 nucleotides long. RefSeq lists its product as hypothetical. Bases 1 to 303 code for a protein of 100 amino acids. The record is from RefSeq and is a predicted model, not a curated record. The transcript is spliced from 3 exons. Lineage: Eukaryota; Fungi; Basidiomycota; Exobasidiomycetes; Entylomatales.
AUGAGCAAGAAGCCCGUCGCAGAGGUCAUCCAGGAGUGGGCCGACGCCGACGCCGGCUGGUCCUUCGAGCGCGGCCGCAUGGAGACGAGCGUGCGCGACAUCUGCUUCGACGCGCCCGCCGUGCUGCCGGCGCAGGCAAAGGCGGGCGGCGCGGCAAAGGUCAAGAAGGAGGACGUCGACUUUCUCGUCGACGAGCUGAUGAUCCCGCGCGCCGCGGCCGAGAGCGCACUGGCGGCCGACGGCGGCGAUGUGGCCAAGACGCUGCAGCGCCUCGUUGUGCCGCCGCCAAACUGGCCGCAAUGA